Haliaeetus leucocephalus (bald eagle) is the source of this 459-nucleotide messenger RNA. RefSeq names its product myosin heavy chain, skeletal muscle, adult-like. The transcript is spliced from 4 exons. NCBI's taxonomy places the organism in Eukaryota, Metazoa, Chordata, Aves, Accipitriformes, Accipitridae. Gene Ontology annotation, biological process: actin filament organization; vesicle transport along actin filament. The coding region runs from base 1 to 459 and encodes 152 amino acids. Gene Ontology annotation, cellular component: vesicle; cytoplasm; myosin complex. The record is from RefSeq and is a predicted model, not a curated record. Gene Ontology annotation, molecular function: actin filament binding; ATP binding; microfilament motor activity.
AUGUCUUCAGAUGCUGAGAUGGCUGUCUUUGGAGAGGCAUCUGCAUAUCUCCGAAAGUCAGAAGAGGAAAGAAUUGAGGCCCAGAACAAGCCUUCUGAUGCCAAGUCAUCCUUCUUUGUGGUGUAUCCUAAGGAAUCCUUUGUGAAAGGAACAAUCCAGAACAAAGACUCAGGGAAGGUCACUGUCAAGACUGAAGGUGGAGAGACCCUGACCGUGAAGGAAGAUCAAAUCUUCUCCAUGAACCCUCCCAAGGACGAUAAAGUCGAGGACAUGGCCAUGAUGACCCACCUCCAUGAACCCGCUGUGCUGUACAACCUCAAAGAGCGUUAUGCAGCCUGGAUGAUCUACAUCUACUCGGGUCUCUUCUGCGUCACUGUCAACCCUUACAAGUGGCUGCUGGGGGCAGAGAUAAUAUAUUCUGUGCAGCUGACAGAGUCAAAUGCUACACUCACUCCCUAG